UUUUAUUGUAAGUACAAAGGAUCUGUAGCUGGAUAUAUCAUUUAUUCUGUAAACUCCUAAAGAUUAUGUGCUUGGUUGCCGCUGCCUGCGCCGAUAAACUGGGAUAUAACUAUCAGCCCGUUGCACGUUCAAACAUUGGAAUCACCGGUGGCUAUGUGGGUGGAAAUGACGGUAGCGCAAUAAGUGGCCCUCUGAUUGGAGGUGACGAUGGCUCUUUGAAUAGAAUUGGCGGUAUUGGUGGACUUGUCCCCAACCUGUCCCCCGGCUCUAUUGAUGCUCCAGUCUCUUACACCCCCCCCGCCCCAGCUGCCGAAUUGGAAAAGGAGUUCUACACCUUCACCGCCAACGAAAAUGACUUCGAUGAGCCACAAGCUUUGGAUAAGGUUUCCAACUCUCUGAACAAAGCUCUGCGUGUUGUUUUCAUAAAGGGACCCGAGAACCGUGGCUUGGAGAACGCUGCUCUGGCUCUGGCCAAACAAGCCGCCCAGCAGGAGACCGCAAUCUAUGUGCUGAACAAGCAGGCCGACAUCAGCGAUCUGGCCAACAAACUGAAUGCCAUCCGCAGCAACACCAACAACAAGCCCGAGGUGCACUUCGUUAAGUAUCGCACUCCUGAAGAUGCAGCUAACGCACAGCGCGCCAUUCAAGGACAAUAUGAUCAGCUAGGUGGCUCCUCCAAGGCUCUUGAUGGUGGUGUUGCCCAAGUAUUGAACUUCGCAUCCCGGGGUCCCGAACGUCAGGUGACUGCCCAAAGCCCCGACAACUCAUAUCUGCCCACAUCGAUCUUCCGUCGUCUGCGUCGUUAAAUUAAUGUUCAGUUUAAUUAUAUACUGACAAAUGUUGUGAACUUUAUUAAUACCAAUUGUUGACUAUUGCAUAAAUUCAAAAAUAAAUAUGAAAUAAUUUUAAAUCGAAAUUUUACAUUGUCUA
Drosophila hydei is the source of this 930-nucleotide messenger RNA. RefSeq lists its product as uncharacterized. Bases 66 to 806 code for a protein of 246 amino acids. The transcript has a single exon. NCBI's taxonomy places the organism in Eukaryota, Metazoa, Arthropoda, Insecta, Diptera, Drosophilidae. The record is from RefSeq and is a predicted model, not a curated record.